Molecule: messenger RNA, 971 nt
Organism: Penicillium samsonianum
Lineage: Eukaryota; Fungi; Ascomycota; Eurotiomycetes; Eurotiales; Aspergillaceae
Product: ELYS family protein
Exons: 3
Coding region: 29-958 (309 amino acids)
Source: RefSeq, a predicted model, not a curated record
GUUCACACAACCUAUCACUUCUCUCAUUAUGCCCAGCAUGGCUCCAUGGGAUAGUUUCGACCAAGUCUUCUCAUUUAAUAAGAAAUACUCAUAUGAACCAAAGGUUUUUGACCAGAUUCUAUCCAGCCGGCGCUCGUUGGACCAGCUCUUUGCCGAUCGACUCUUGGGGCUCCUCGGCAUCCAAGGAGUGACUAAGGUCUACCCGCCGAAGUCCAAUUCAGAUCUCCGAACACUGUUCAACCACAUCGUUUCUUCAGAACUCGAUGUCCAUCACAAACAGGCCUUGAUCUAUUACAUCCUUAAGGACUGUCGCACUGCGCCAGAGGCUUCAUCUCAAUUUGCGAAACAAUGCCACCUCCCAGAAAAGUACCGUUUCUUCAUUGAAGGUCUUUGGCAUUUGGAUCGACUCGAUUUCAGGCGAGCAGUAGAGUUUCUUGCUGAACCCUCUCUCAUUCCUACAUUCCCGGAUGAGAUCCUUUACGUUCUUACCCUCACAAAGCUUCCCAAGCAUGAUGACAGCCUCGCAAUCGCAUACUACCUCACUGCGGCUCCUCCGCUUGCAAGCGCAAAGAUCCGCAAAGCUUUCUUCGAUACACUCGCCCGAUCCAAUGUCACCGAGGCAUUCUUCUUCACGCGCAAGUACGACGACACUCUCCGUCAGAGCUUUUUUGAGCAGUUGGUGGAAUUUGUUCACAGGGCCACCCCUGGCCAAACGAGAAGCAGACGUGCGAUGGAGCUCGUCGGUCUUCCGCUCGACGAGGAUGAGGAACAGUGGUUUGAGCAUGUCUUACUGCAGGGCAAUGCCAGUACUCUUCCUGGAGCUAAGGAUACCGUGAUGAUGCGACGCCUUGCAACUGGGCGAACUGGUGAACUCAACCCGGAGCUCGAGUCCUUGGGUGGCAAAAAGGUCGAUGGGUUGAAUUGGGAUGACCUUCGGGGGAGCAUACGACGCACGUAGAUGAUAUACCCAA